AUGUUGCUUGAGACAGUAAGCAAAUUGUUGUUUGUUAAAUGUGAUACAGGUGAUCCUGCAGUUGACCCAUUAGUUGACCCUUUGGGUGACCCGCAGUUGACCCUUUGGGUGACCUACGGUUGA
This is a messenger RNA of Cetraspora pellucida, 123 nucleotides long. Lineage: Eukaryota; Fungi; Glomeromycota; Glomeromycetes; Diversisporales; Gigasporaceae. The record is from the annotation of a GenBank genome assembly.